Molecule: messenger RNA, 636 nt
Organism: Prunus avium (sweet cherry)
Lineage: Eukaryota; Viridiplantae; Streptophyta; Magnoliopsida; Rosales; Rosaceae
Source: RefSeq, a predicted model, not a curated record
AUGAAGCUUGAUGAGUUGAGAAAUAAUGGUUGGGAUGAUUUUAUCAAAAGUGUGCUAUCAUUUUGUGAACAACAUGACAUUAGUUUACCUGAUAUGAGUGCUCGUCAUAAAAUGGGUAGAGGUCGUUCUUGUCAACAACACGAUUCUAUUACAGUUGAGCAUUAUUUUAGUAUUGAUGUAUUUAAUGAUGUAAUAGAUUUUCAGUUGGUAGAGUUAAAUACUAGAUUUCCAGAGCAAGCCGUGGAACUUCUUUAUCUUACCUCAACAUUGGAUCCCCGUGAUUCAUUUAAGCAGUUUAACAUUGGUGAUAUAUGCAAUCUUGCUGGGAAGUUUUAUCCUCAGAUUUUACUACCACUGAGUCACAGGCUUUACAUCAACAGGUUAACACACACCUACCACUUGAUUGAUAGAUUGAUUCGUUUAGUGUUAAUUCUUCCGGUUUCUACAGCAACAACAGAACAUGCAUUUUCUUCUAUGAGACUUAUCAAAAAUCGACUUCAGAACAAGAUAGAGGAUGAGUUUCUUGCUGAUUGUUUGAUACUUCACAUUGAAAAAGAAUUUGAUGAUAGUAUCAAUAACGAAUCAAUAAUUAGUGAUUUCAACUCUUCGAAGCCUAGAAGGGUGCAACUCAAAUAG